AAUGACGUCAGUAAGUAAACAGCGGUGCUGUCAUUGGGACAUAAAAAUAUUACCAACCAAACGGAACAAUUUAAUAAACGCCGCUUUGACAUCUUUGCAUAGCAAGGCAUGGUCCAGGAACUGACGUAGAUUCCGCUGAAGUUUUUUCAAGGACAGCUGUGAGACUGCUAUGUUCUCAGACAUGGACUUUGAAUUAGAGGAGGAUAAAUUAGGGAUACCAACAGUACCAGGGACUGUGUGUCUGAAAAAAGAUGCAAAUAAUCUUAUUGGGAUCAGCAUCGGUGGUGGGGCACAAUAUUGUCCUUGUCUCUACAUCGUUCAGGUGUUUGACAACACACCGGCAGCUCUGGAAGGGAUGCUUGCAGCAGGCGAUGAAAUCACUGGCGUCAAUGGCAAACCGGUGAAGGGAAAGACAAAGGUGGAAGUGGCCAAGAUGAUUCAAGCUGUGGAGGGUGAGGCAAUAAUCCACUAUAACAAGUUGCAAGCAGACCCAAAACAGGGAAAAUCUCUGGACAUAGUUUUGAAAAAAGUCAAACAUCGGCUGGUGGAGAACAUGAGCUCCGGCACUGCAGAUGCUCUUGGCCUGAGUCGAGCUAUUUUAUGCAACGAUGGACUUGUUAAAAGACUGGAAGAACUCGAGAAAACAGCAGAGCUUUACAAAGGUCUGAUGGAGCACACCAAGCGACUCCUCAGAGCCUUUUUUGAGCUUUCACAAACUCACAGAGCGUUCGGAGAUGUUUUUUCCGUCAUCGGCGUGCGAGAGCCCCAAGCCGCGGCCAGCGAAGCGUUUGUUAAAUUUGCCGACGCUCACCGCAGCAUCGAGAAGUACGGCAUUCAGUUGCUGAAGACUAUCAAGCCUAUGCUUCACGAUUUGAACACCUACCUUCACAAGGCCAUACCAGACACAAAGCUCACGAUCCGCAAGUACCUGGAUGUCAAGUUUGAAUAUUUGUCGUACUGCUUAAAGGUGAAGGAAAUGGACGAUGAAGAAUACACCAGCAUUGCAAUGGGAGAACCACUGUAUCGUGUAUGCACCGGGAACUACGAGUAUCGUUUGGUGCUGCGUUGCCGGCAGGAGGCUCGUGCACGCUUUGCCAAGAUGAGAAAAGAUGUCCUGGAGAAGAUAGAACUUUUGGAUCAGAAACAUGUGCAAGACAUAGUUUUCCAGCUCCAGCGCUUCGUGUCAGGUAUGUCGCGCUACUACGACGAGUGCUACGCCGUGCUGAAGGAGGCCGACGUGUUCCCCAUUGAGGUGGACCUCUCCCGUACAACCAUCAACUACAGCAGCCAGUCAUUGGCCUACACUGAUGAGGAGGAGGAGGAGGUGGAUUGUGCGGGAGGAGCGGAGGAGGGCAUCCAGGCAGAGAAUGGAAGCGAGAAACUCAUUGAUGAUGAAUGAAUGACUGUUUGGUGUUAUGGUGGACAUGAAGAAGUCAGUCCAUGCUAUUGACAUAGUUAUUUGCAGAAGGGAGAAUAGGAGCGGGUCAAGACUAGCUACUGUUCUAGUACUUUCUAUUUUCUUUUAAUGUUAUUGUGUUUUUUUUAAAAUACUUUGUUCUCUGCCCAUCACUUUGUUGCUGAAUUAGUUUGACACAAUUUGAAUGUUAUGCAAGUGUAGGAUUUCUUUAAUUUGAGUUGUGCCUUCUUAUUUAAUUAUGUGUCAAUGUGGCGGGUCUGUACUCUGGGUCAGUGAUGUUUCCUCGUGAUUGUUACCUUUUUAUUUCCUACCAAGUUGGACCAACAGAUGUGGUGCCAUAGCUGUUUUACCUCUCCGUUUUUGUUUUGUAACAUUUUCUUGGCCCGUUAUAAACUGCUCGACAAGGGAUCCUUUCUUACAAAGCUUCAUAGCCAAGGUCUGUCUGUUACCGUGAUAAAACUCGAAACACUAUUUGUAAAUAUGAACGUUAAAGGGAAAUAUUGCUACAUUUUAACUUUGGCUGUUAUAUUUAUUCUUUUGAACCUGCUGCCAAAUAUACUAAUUCUAUGGAAAUAAUAUAUUGCUUGGGUCAUCUCAUGUGAACCAGAAACAUGAUUAGCAUUAAUGUUUUUUUUGUUUUUGUAUUAGCUAUAGUGCUUUGGAAUAAACUAGUUUUCUGGAAUUUUCA
Syngnathus typhle (broad-nosed pipefish) is the source of this 2105-nucleotide messenger RNA. It is a transcript of the gene pick1, whose product is annotated as protein interacting with prkca 1. The transcript has 13 exons. Gene Ontology annotation, biological process: regulation of Arp2/3 complex-mediated actin nucleation; receptor clustering; dendritic spine maintenance. Lineage: Eukaryota; Metazoa; Chordata; Actinopteri; Syngnathiformes; Syngnathidae. Bases 170 to 1399 code for a protein of 409 amino acids. The record is from RefSeq and is a predicted model, not a curated record. Gene Ontology annotation, cellular component: neuron projection; postsynaptic density; trans-Golgi network membrane. Gene Ontology annotation, molecular function: protein kinase C binding; phospholipid binding; protein domain specific binding.